AUGAAACUGGGCAGCGGCUUCCUGGGCGGCGGCGGCUCCUCCAAGAGGGCGGCGAUGGAGCCCGCCUUCCCCCCGGGCAUGGUCAUGUUCAACCACCGCCUGCCGCCCGUCACCAGCUUCACCCGCCCGGCCGCGCCCCCCCAGCACUGUGGGCUGACGGCCGCCUCGUCAUCUUCCUCCUCGUCGUCCUCCUCUUCCACCUCCGCUUCUUCUUCCUCCUCCUCCUCCUCCUCCACCGUGACGACGGCAACGGUCGCCGAGCCCCCCAUCCCGCCCCUCCACCCUCAGGGCAUGACUUUCAAGAAAGAGCCGGCGGGGGGCUUCCCUCUCAGCGCCUCCUCUUCCUCCUCCUCCUCCUCCUCGCAAAGGAGCCCUUGGGGCUUCUUCCAAUCCCUGGUGAACAUCAAGCAAGAGAAGCCCAGCGACCAGGAGGAAGAGGAGCGCCGCCACCACCACCACCACCACCACUAUGGGGGCAUGUUUGGGAUAGCCGGGGAGGAGCGGCACCCAACUCUCGGCGGCGCUGCCGCGGGCGGAGGGCUGGAAGGGGCCAGCCAGAGCGUCAUCCAGGACCUCAGCCUUUUCCACCACUUGCACCACCAUCCCCACAGAGGAGAUUUGCUGCUGGGCAUCAGGACUGGUGGCGAGGGGUUGCCUGCUGGUUUGGACGAGCCCAAGCAUGACGCUCAGGCCCGGAAGAUGAAGAGGCCAAAGUCGGAAUCUCAGGGAAUCAAGGCCAAGCGGAAGCCGAGCGCUUCGUCCAAGCCCCUUGUGGGAGGAGAUGGAGACGCCGCCAUGCUGUCCCCUAGCCAGAAACCUCAUGUCUGUGAACACUGCAGUGCUGCCUUCCGGAGCUCUUAUCACCUGCGCAGGCACGUGCUCAUCCAUACUGGCGAGAGGCCUUUCCAGUGUAGCCAGUGCAGCAUGGGUUUCAUUCAGAAGUAUUUGCUACAGAGACAUGAAAAGAUCCACAGCAGGGAGAAGCCGUUUGGGUGCGACCAGUGCAGUAUGAAGUUCAUCCAGAAGUAUCACAUGGAGAGACACAAGAGGACCCACAGCGGAGAAAAGCCAUACAAAUGUGAAACCUGUCAGCAGUAUUUUUCAAGGACUGAUAGACUGUUGAAGCACAGACGUACAUGCGGAGAAGCCAUAGGGAAAGCAGGUGUUGGAUUGGAUCCUGGGCCAUCAAACCAUAGCAUGGGCAACUUGUCUGUGUUGUCUCAGGGAAAUACAGGUUCAUCAAGGAGAAAAAGCAAAGCAAAAAGUAUAUCUACUGAAAACAAAGAACACAAACCUUGUCAUAAAAUACCUGAGUCUCAGAUUGUGUCUAAUAUGACCUUGCAAAAUUAUGCGGUGGAGAUUCCUAUAGUGUCUUCCAGUAGUGGUUUAAUUGGCACUGGGAUAGAAGAGCUUCAGAAAAAGGUGCCAAAAUUAGUGUUUAAAAAAGGCAACAGGAAAGGCGCAGACAAGAGUUACCUUAAUUUUGUGUCACCAUUACCGGACCUUCUUGGUCAGAAACAGUUGUCUGCAAAACCAGGUGGCUCUCUUGGCCUAGUUGCAAAUACCAGUAUAGAUGCUGUUGGUCUUCUCCAAGCUGCAGGUGGUAAACCAGGUCAAAUUAGUAGCAAUUACGAUGAUGCCAUGCAGUUUUCAAAGAAAAGAAGAUAUUUGCAAACUGCCAGCAGUAACAGUGCCUUUUCUAUAAAUGUUGGGCAUAUGGCCUCCCAACCGUCUGUUAUUCAGUCUGCAGGUGUCAGUGUUAUGGACAGUGAAACCCCAUUAUCUCUUAUUGACUCAUCAUCUCUAAAUGCUGACAUCAAAUCUUGUCAUGACAAAUCUGGAAUUCCUGAUGAAGUCCUGCAAAGUCUUCUAGAGCAGUAUGCUCACAAGUCAGAAGGCCAGAAGGAAGAUCCCUUCAGCAUCACUGAACAGCGAGUGGACUUGCAUGCCUCAGGAGAACAUACAGAGAUGGUUCAAGAAGAGAACCUGAGUCCUGGCUCUCAAACUUCAAGUGACAAGGCAAGCAUGUUGCAAGAAUACUCAAAAUACCUCCAACAGGCUUUUGAAAGAACAACCAAUAGCACUGGUUUUGCUUUUGGACCCAGCUUCCAAUUUGUAAGUUUGUCUUCAAGCCUUCAUAACCAUACUUUGUUUCAAGACAAACAAAUAUACACUACAUCUCCACUUGAGUGUGGUUUCAGCCAAUCUGUUACCUCAGUGUUGCCAUCUGCAUUGCCAAAGCCUCCUUUCGGGAUGUUGCUUGGAUCUCAGCCCGGUUUUUAUUUAUCUGCUUUGGAGGCAACCCAUCAACAGUUGACUCCUUCGCAAGAACUAGAUGAUCUGAUAGACUCUCAGAAAAACAUAGAUGCUUCAUCAGGCUAUCAGUCUACACCUCAAAAGUUGAAUAGCCAGAAGGAACAAAAAAACUUGGAAUCUUCAACAAGCUUUCCAAUACCAUCUCAGGAGCUAGCUAACCAGAUAGAUCCUCAGAAGGACCUAGAGCAUAGAGCAACAUACCAGAUAGAGACCUUUGCACAAGCAUUUGGUUCUCAGUUUAAGACGGGCAGCAGGGUGCCAAUGACUUUUAUUGCUAACUCUAAUGGGGAAGUGGACCAUAGAGUAAGGACUUCAGUAUCAGAUUUCUCAGGGUAUACAAAUAUAAUGUCUGAUGUAAGUGAGCCAUGUAGUACAAGAGUAAAGACCCCAACUAGCCAAAGUUAUCGGUAAGGUUCCAAGGGUGGCUAGACUUUGGGGUAGUCUUAAUGUAUUUCUUUUAUUUUGAUAACACUGCCAUUGGAAUGUUUCUACGUGAUCCUAAUAUGAAAUAAUGUAACACGCCCUUUCAAUGCAACUUUUCAAAUUUGGUUGGUGUUAAUGUAAUUUUAGAUCAGUUUGUAUUAUGCUUUUUAAUCAGAUCAAUAGACUUAUAGUUUGCAUUUUUUGUGUUCAUGUGACAGUGUUUAGCAAUCAAACUUACAUAUUUAGAUUGUCAGGGAAUAGCCCAAAAGUUGAAAAUGCAAAAACAAAAAACAAAAAAAAACUUUGUUCCUAGGACUAAGGUUUAUUUUAAUUGCUUUACUCUCAGGAAAAUGUAAUGAAGAAAGGAGAUUCUUUGCAUGAUUAAUGUAUUGGGAUUUCCAAUUUACAAAUAAGUGGCAAAUCUGUUUCACCAUUUAAGAAAGGGAUCUAUGGCAUUAUAAAUUGCUGUCUCAUAUCUAGGUGAUAUAAAACUCUGAGAAUGUUGCUACCUACAUCUUCUUGUUGAUGGACUUUUAUUCUUCCAGAUGAUGAUACUCAUUCUAGACUGGUGGGUAGAUAUUCUCAGAUACUUGGUAUAAGCCUGGAAUGAUAGCUUUAAUUCAACCAGUAAUGUCCAUCCCCAUUUUUUCUCAAUACUGUAAUUCUGUAAAGACAUUUUAGCAGCAGAAUCCACCGAAGGAAUUUUAAAGUUGCAGUUUACUGUCAUUGGAACGCCAACCAAAAUUAGUCAUAAUUUAUAUGCUUUUGGGAUGAAUUAUUUAUUAUACAUGGUUGAAAAUAGCCUUCCCCAGUUGAUCUGUCCUUUCCCCCCCUGUAUCUA
This is a messenger RNA of Euleptes europaea (tarantolino), 3580 nucleotides long. RefSeq names its product zinc finger protein 281 (gene ZNF281). Gene Ontology annotation, biological process: regulation of transcription by RNA polymerase II. The record is from RefSeq and is a predicted model, not a curated record. Gene Ontology annotation, molecular function: RNA polymerase II cis-regulatory region sequence-specific DNA binding; DNA-binding transcription factor activity, RNA polymerase II-specific. The transcript has a single exon. Lineage: Eukaryota; Metazoa; Chordata; Lepidosauria; Squamata; Sphaerodactylidae. The coding region runs from base 1 to 2727 and encodes 908 amino acids. Gene Ontology annotation, cellular component: nucleus.